UUCUCAGUUGACCUCCAGGUAAUUUUUUUAAUAUAUAUAGGAUAUUCAAAGUGUGGUCAUGAAGAUCAACCUUUUGCACUUCUUUGAUCAAAAAGCCUCUCCUAUAGAAGCUUAAUUAUACUCUCUUUAUUUUCCUCUUCACCUUCCAAUUAUUUCUUGUGAUUUUCUCACUCUUUCUCUCCUUUUGUUGUUUGGUCUGCAAGAAAAUAACAGUUUUAGCUAGGGAGUACUCCAAUUAGAUCACAUGAGGCACUAAUUAAGAAAAUCGUCAAAUUCCUUAAGUUUCCUUAGCUAUAGGUCCUUUUUCAUAACCCAAAAAAGAGAGAAAAAACAAAAAGAAAGUUAUGGAAAUUUCAAGUAGUCAUCAACAAGCUGAAGCUGGAGAGAUGCCAAUCCCCAUAAACAGUGCACCAUAUGGUGAUCAUGGUAGUACUACUGCUCAUCACAUGAUCCAUCAUCACCAUCAUGAUCAUCAACCCCACAACCACAUGAUUAAAAACAAUCCUUCCUCAUCAGCAUCAGCAUUAGUAGUCCCCCAAGCAAACAUCCCCAGCUCAAACAAUAACAACAUUAAUGGUGGCAGUACUAAUCCCCUACUUCCCACCACCACCAACACUACCCUACAAGAUCAUGAUCAUCAUCAAUAUCAUCACGUGGGGCCCUCCAAGAAGCAGGUGGUGAUCAUAAGGUACAGGGAGUGUUUGAAGAACCAUGCAGCCUCCAUGGGAGCCAAUGCCACAGAUGGGUGUGGGGAGUUCAUGCCAAGUGGAGAAGAAGGCACCAUUGAAGCCCUCAAGUGCUCAGCCUGCAAUUGCCACAGAAACUUCCACAGGAAAGAAAUUGACGGUAGUGAUCAUGAUCAUCAUGAUCAAUAUCAUCAUCAUCAUCAGUACAUGAUGAGAUCAAGAAACAAGUUCAUCUUGGGUUCACCAGGAGGACAAUAUCACAACCCUACAAUGGCGGCCCGGGCGCAACUGCACCAUCAACACCACAUGAUCAUGUCAUACAACAACGUGAUGGGGUCCCACCACCAGCAGCUCCCUAGUUCAGAUCAGUCUGAUGAUCAGCGGGAAGAUCAUGAUCAUCAUGCUGGUGUAGGUGGGGUAGGGAUUUUAAGGCCUACCCCACAAGGGGUGAUGAAGAAGAGGAUCAGGACAAAGUUCACACAAGAACAGAAGGAGAAAAUGCUAAACUUUGCUGAGAAAGUUGGGUGGAAGAUUCAGAAGCAAGAAGAGUCUGUUGUUCAACAGUUCUGCCAAGAGAUUGGAGUCAAAAGGAGAGUUCUCAAGGUUUGGAUGCACAACAACAAGCACAAUCUAGCCAAAAAAAUUAUUAUUCUCCCAUCUUCUAAUUAAUUAAUUAAUAUUUA
This is a messenger RNA of Morus notabilis, 1369 nucleotides long. RefSeq names its product zinc-finger homeodomain protein 3. NCBI's taxonomy places the organism in Eukaryota, Viridiplantae, Streptophyta, Magnoliopsida, Rosales, Moraceae. The coding region runs from base 345 to 1355 and encodes 336 amino acids. Gene Ontology annotation, cellular component: nucleus. Gene Ontology annotation, biological process: regulation of DNA-templated transcription; regulation of developmental process. Gene Ontology annotation, molecular function: DNA-binding transcription factor activity; transcription cis-regulatory region binding. The transcript has a single exon. The record is from RefSeq and is a predicted model, not a curated record.